AUGAAGGCGUCGCUCAGGUUGAGCGGGUCGGCGCUCGACCCGGCGCCCGCCGCGUCCCUGCCCGCUCAGCAAGCGCGCGGCCAUCCGCUGGCUCUGCGCCGCAAUGGCGGCGAGAUGCUCAGCCAUAUCGUUUUCCGUCCCGUCCGCGGCGGUCGGUUCAUCGGUCAUUGCAAGCCGGAUCCAUGUGAGUUUGGCGAGCGCGCCUGCCGGCCGGUGCCCGCGUAUGCGAUUGAUGGGAAUUCCGUAUAUGCUACUAACGAGUCGCACCGUUCUCAAUACUUGCGGACGCCGGACGUCGCCAACAAUCCAGGAGAAUGCGCCAUGCCCGAUCCCCAGGCCACCCGGACGACUGCGCAGCCUCGCAGGCGGCGCUCCUUGCGCCCGCUGGCGCUCCUCGCGAUCGGGCCGCUCGCUCUCGGGCUCCUCGUCGGCGGUUGCACGGCGGUCGAGUAUACGACCGAUUACAUCGGCGACCUGUUCAGCUACGUCGAGGACGACGACGAGAUCUUCGGCGACAACGCUAUCCCGGGCGGCGACGAGCCUUAUCGCUCGCUCAGCGAGGUGCCGGCCGAAGCGCCCGCCAUGUCGAGCACGGAAGAGCGCGCCGCAUUGACCGCCGGCCUGGUGGCGGAUCGCGAGAACGCGCAGCACACGGCGGAAACGCUUCGCGCGCGCGUAGACCCGGAAGAACCGAUGACGCAGGUUCGGGCGGUCUAUCAGCCGGCGGAAGAGGCAACGGAGCCCGCUCCGGCGAACGGUGGAUGA
Messenger RNA from Geodia barretti, 765 nucleotides. The record is from the annotation of a GenBank genome assembly. Lineage: Eukaryota; Metazoa; Porifera; Demospongiae; Tetractinellida; Geodiidae.